Messenger RNA from Vicugna pacos (alpaca), 973 nucleotides. Lineage: Eukaryota; Metazoa; Chordata; Mammalia; Artiodactyla; Camelidae. The record is from RefSeq and is a predicted model, not a curated record.
UGGACCAGGGCGCUCACUGCCCUGGGCUGUGCCCUGUCUUCCAGCCUGUGGCAAGCUGACUGGCAUAAGUGACCCGGUGACCGUCAAGACCUCCGGCUCGAGGUUCGGGUCCUGGAUGACGGACCCCCUGGCCCCAGAAGGCGAUAACAGGGUCUGGUACAUGGACGGCUACCACAACAACCGCUUUGUCCGCGAGUACAAGUCGAUGCUGGACUUCAUGACCACAGACAACUUCACGUCCCACCGCCUCCCGCACCCCUGGUCCGGCACGGGGCAGGUGGUCUACAACGGCUCCAUCUACUUCAACAAGUUCCAGAGUCACAUCGUCAUCAGGUUCGACCUGAAGACGGAGACCAUCCUCAAGACGCGCAGCCUGGACUACGCCGGCUACAACAACAUGUACCACUACGCCUGGGGCGGCCACUCGGACAUCGACCUCAUGGUGGACGAGAACGGGCUGUGGGCCGUCUACGCCACCAACCAGAACGCCGGCAACAUCGUGGUCAGCAAGCUGGACCCCGUCUCCCUGCAGGUGCUGCAGACCUGGAACACCAGCUACCCCAAGCGCAGCGCCGGCGAGGCCUUCAUCAUCUGCGGGACCCUCUACGUCACCAACGGCUACUCGGGGGGCACCAAGGUGCACUACGCCUACCAGACCAACGCCUCCACCUACGAGUACAUCGACAUCCCCUUCCAGAACAGGUACUCCCACAUCUCCAUGCUGGACUACAACCCCAAGGACCGCGCCCUGUACGCCUGGAACAACGGCCACCAGGUCCUCUACAACGUCACCCUCUUCCACGUCGUGCGGGCUGACGAGCUGUAGUCCCACGGGGCCGCGUCCUCGCCCACGUGGAAACGCCUGCGACGCAGCUGCCGGAGCAGUCCGAGCCAGACGAACAGUGCUAACUUUGAGACAUCAUCAGCGACGUGGACUCCGGCGUCGCGGGGUGGCGUUGCCGCCGUGUGUCUC